CAUCUCUCCAAGUAACAAAACCUAACUCUUUCUUUUACAAGAGCACAAGCCCUUUCUUCAUCUUCUUCUUUACCCUCAUAAAUACUUUAAAACUCUUUCUUAGCAUUUAACACAAAAAUGGCCAUUACUAAACUAGCAAUUCUCUUUACCACAUUUGUCCUUUUCACCCUCACCGACGCAAAAAUCCCUGGCGUCUACUCCGGCGGCGGUUGGCAAACCGCACACGCCACUUUCUACGGAGGCAGCGAUGCCUCCGGCACAAUGGGAGGAGCUUGUGGUUACGGUAACCUCUACAGCCAAGGCUACGGAACUAACACGGCUGCUUUGAGCACGGCUCUUUUUAACAGCGGUAUGAGUUGUGGAGCCUGUUUUGAGCUAAAAUGCGCCAACGAUCCACAAUGGUGCCACUCUGGUAGCCCAUCGAUCCUCAUCACCGCAACAAACUUCUGCCCACCAAACUUUGCUCAGGCCAGCGAUAACGGUGGCUGGUGCAACCCUCCAAGAGCCCACUUCGAUCUAGCCAUGCCUGUCUUCCUCAAGAUCGCUCAAUAUCGUGCCGGCAUUGUCCCAGUCUCAUACCGCAGGGUGCCUUGUAGAAAGAGAGGAGGGAUAAGGUUCACAAUCAACGGUCACCGUUACUUCAACUUAGUUCUGAUCACUAACGUGGCUGGAGCAGGAGACAUAGUGAGGACGAGCGUGAAAGGUUCACGAACUGGUUGGAUGAGUUUGAGUAGGAACUGGGGUCAGAACUGGCAAUCUAACGCUGUCUUGGUUGGUCAGUCACUUUCUUUCCGAGUCACAGGCAGUGAUCGUAGAACCUCAACUUCAUGGAACAUAGUUCCUUCUAACUGGCAGUUUGGUCAAACCUAUGUCGGCAAGAAUUUCAGGGUCUAAGCGAGUUUCAAGAAACUAUAUUAAAGUGGUCGAGACAAAUGAAAACUCUCCGCUAAUUUCGCUUCUCCUUUUUUUUUUCAAAAAUUUAUACCGAGGAGAGAAAGUAUUAUCUUUGACUUUCUCGUGUGUGUUUUUAAUUUUUUUUUUUUGGGGCUUGGUGUUUUAAUUGUGAGGGAAAGUGAAGGAUAGUAGUUGAAGUGGCUGUGAGAAAAUUUUGUAACAGCCCGCAACUACUAAAGUAUUUACAAUGGUUGGGUUGUAAGUUACAACUUGUAACGUUUAAUUUCGUGUAAUGUAAUACAUGCUUAUGUUAUGAUACAAUUUACUAAUCUUCUGGUUUGUUUUUAACUAGC
Messenger RNA from Eruca vesicaria subsp. sativa (arugula), 1247 nucleotides. The record is from the annotation of a GenBank genome assembly. NCBI's taxonomy places the organism in Eukaryota, Viridiplantae, Streptophyta, Magnoliopsida, Brassicales, Brassicaceae.